AGAAUAUUGUAAAAUUUUAUUAUUAUUUGUAGAUUUCUAUAAGUAAAAUUAAAAUAAACACAUAUACACUUUUUUUCAGACAGCCAAUUAUUAAACAUUCACAAGUACACAAUGUUUUGUUUCCCCUCCACUAGAAAGUAAUCUCCUUGAGAGUAAGAGUUUUCUUUUAUUCCAGUGCUUAGAAAAAGCACUUGGCAUGUAGCAGGUGCCCAGUCAAUACAUGAGGCAUGAGUGGAUAGAUGAGCACUGUUUGGGAACCCCUGGUUUCAUGGGUUGACCAUCACACCUUAGGUUUCCAGCUCUACCAUAUCCAGCUGUGAGGCCUUGAGUAAAUUACUUAAUCUCUUUUAACCUUGGCUUCAUCAUUAAAAAAGAGAGGAUAAUCGUCUUACCUCACAGGGAGGUUGUGACAAUAUACACUGCUGCCUGUCACCUACUGUCUGUUUCUCCACAAAUAGGAGUUUCCUUCUCACCCUCCACCCCUGCCACACACAUACUCCUUGGAAACCCAGCCCUGCUGCUGUGACACAUUUCAAUGAUGUCACAGCUACCCUCCCUGAGAGCUCCAGCAGUACCAUCUGAUCCCAAGCCUGAUUGCUGGCUGAACUGAGAGGGGCAGGGCGCAGGUGGUACUUGGUACCAGUUUUGCUCCCGCUGUCUUUGAGCCCUCACAGCCCAGCAUGAGUCCAUCAGCAAAGAAGAGGCCCAAGAAUAGUGCAGUUUCCAAGAUGCAAGAUGAGGAACUGCAGGACAACAUAAAGCAGCCUGUCAGAAAAGUAAUUGAGUGGAACCGACUUAGAAUGGUGUUAAAAAACUUGUCGCUCUUGAAGCUACUCAAGAGCUCAAACCGCCGGAUCCAAAAACUGUACUACCUGGCCAAAAGAUAUCGGAAUUCAUUGCUCAGUGUUCCAAAUAUCUUCUGCAUCUCCUCUGGGGACAGCAAUGUAUGCAAUAAAGUGAAACAAUAUAAUGAAGAAUUCCAGGAGGCUAGGUACCCCAAGAAGAAACUGGAAUCCAAGAAAUUAGAGUACAUAGGGAAAUACAGGGAGACAGAGCCCAGUGAAUGGAAGCCCAAGGUGGAGUCAGGGAUGCAUUACAAGGCAAAGGGGUCACCUGCAGCAGUGCCAUGGAAAGAAGAGGAGGCAGAGCCUGAGGUUCCAACGACAUCAAGGGGUCAUGGCCUGAACAAUGGAGCCCAGAGGAGGGAACCAUCCUCUGGGGACCCCCAAGUCAUCUUCCUGAAGAACCAUCAGCACAGAAUUUCCAAGGGGAACAUAAAGCAGCUGGAUGUAGGUGCCCAGUGUAUGUGGUUUGAGGGGCUGCCAACACGAAUCCACCUCCCUGCACCCCGGGUGAUGUGCAGAACCUCUGCCCUGCGCUGGGUCAAGCGUCGCUGCACCCGCUUCUGCUCUGCGUCCUUACAAAUGCCUAAGUACCAUCCAUAGGAGAAAGCCUCAAGCAAGACUGGCUUUAAUCUUCGCUCCACAGAGGACUUCUACUGUAUGAAGGAAGCUACCAUGAUCUGUGAGUUGCCGAGGAAGGAGUCCAAGAAACUCAGCUUCCAGGGAGCGUUUAAGCUGUGCAUCCCCUAA
Molecule: messenger RNA, 1592 nt
Organism: Galeopterus variegatus (Sunda flying lemur)
Lineage: Eukaryota; Metazoa; Chordata; Mammalia; Dermoptera; Cynocephalidae
Product: TP53-target gene 5 protein-like
Source: RefSeq, a predicted model, not a curated record